UAUCUCUUGUUCCGGCGGCUGAGGAUGGAAUCUCGCGAGCCGUAACUACGAGGAAUUCCCCCCUCACAGUCUGACAGGGAUGUCACUGAACACACAGGCAGGCAGGCCAGACGGGCAGGCCAGCAGGCAGACAGGGCCAUUUAGCACCUUCAGUGUGAGGUCGCCUCCAGUGCGGAUGCAUGUCUGCCUGACUUGGCAGCCACACAAUACCCCUGUCCUGUGCCCUUUGACCCAGAGGGAAUACACCACACACACACACGCACAGACACAGCAAGAUGUUCGGCUGGUCGCUGGUGCUGUCUCCGGAGCAGCGGUGCCCGGAGCCUCCCUCCCCUGGGGAGCUGGUGUCCCGCACCCUCAUGCUGGAGCUGGAGUCCCUGCUGAAGCACUCGGAGAGGCAGCAGCAGGAGAGGGCCGCCAUGCUGCGCAGACAGGGCUCCAGCUCCGGCUCCUCCCCCAGCGUGGACUACAGCUGGCUGGCCAACCCCCAGAGGAUCUCCUACCAGCUGCCCCCGCAGGACUACCUGGAGCUGAGGGAGCUGUGUGGCCGGGUGCCGCCCGCCCAGUGUGGGCCCCUCAUCCACAGAGAUCACCCCAGGGUAAUACAGCAGCGCUUCACCAGCGUACUCCUGGUCUCCAUCACAGCACCGUUUGUCGUGUGGGGAUGGACAGAAUGGAUGAAGAUUCCGUUAGGUGUGUCUUUCAUGGAACUACUGGGAAUUCGGCUGGAGGGAAUUGUGACUGCGGGCAUAAUGCCAUUGUUUCUCACUAUGAUGCUGUUUCUUGGUCCUCUAGUCCAGCUGGCAGUGGACAGCCCAAAAGGAGUUCUUCUUGAAAUUAGAUUUAAAUUUAAUCGGGAUUACUUAAGGCAGUGUGUGGGAGACUUGAAAUGGAUGCGAAACCAUGUGGUGGCGCCUCUGACGGAGGAGCUGGUGUUCCGUGCCUGCAUGCUCCCCGUGCUCGUACCCUGCAAUGGACCCACGGCAGCCAUCUUUACUUGCCCACUGUUUUUUGGCGUGGCCCAUUUCCACCAUAUCUCUGAAAGGAUCGGUGCGGGGGAGGACACACUUUUUGACAUCUUGGCCACAGCAGUGUUUCAGUUUGCGUACACAUAUGUCUUCGGAGUCUACUCGGCCUUCCUAUUUAUACGCACAGGUCACCUGCUGGCUCCUGUGCUGUGCCACUCCUUCUGCAACUCGGUGGGCUUCCCGGAGUUCGGGCGGGCCUUGGCGCACCCCCAGAGGGCCGUGCUGCUGCUCAGCUACCUGCUGGGGGUGGCGCUGUUCCUGCUGUUCCUCCUGCCCCUCAUGGACCCCUUCCUCUACGGCAAGGCCUCCAUCUGCAGCCUAUCUCUCCAUCCACGCACCACCUGCUGCUGACCAGCCUCUCCCAGUACCAAAGUCUCCACCCCUUCCUGUCGCCUCAUACAUGGGUUCACCGUGUUUACGUAUAAACACAAUGUUGUGAGGAGGGACAAGACACUGACAGCCAACCAUGUGAGCUAAUUUUUUGACCGACAGCGGUUUCCAACAAUCAGAGGUUGAGUUGUGCGCAGCUAGUGUCGCGCAGCUAUGAGAAAAAGGUCUUACAACGGCAAUCCAAAUCUUUAAGAUCCACAUACGUAUGCACCACCAAUCCACCAUGACUUGCCCUGUUCAUUUCCAUUCCAUUUUUUUGCGACUGAAGGCCCCAAGGUCAGGAAGUAGAUGGCGUGACCUAUAGAUGCCCCAUAGCGUGACUGGGUCCCUAGGAUGGGGGAAUGUGACCUGACCUGGCUGCCGGUCGGCCCAUCCAACCCCCCAUCCCCUGCAGAGCACGGGACAGUCAAUAAUUUGGAGUGGACUGAUGGUUUUGCCAUUGAGUCGUUAUUCAUGAUGUAAUGCAGUGGGGGUGGGGGAGGGGGAGGAGCAGAAACCAAUCUGACCAAGUUAUCUGCAGUCAGUCACAGAUAUUUUUUUCGCUCUUUGUUGAGCAAACAGACUUUUCACUUUCCACCUUCCAUCUGAAAGAGUCAAGAGAUGCAUGCAGUUUAGUAACCUAUGCAACUGUAAUUCAAUUUUCGAAAUGUAAUCAAAGUAAUGAAUCCAACUUACCUACAUGUUUCUUUUUCAAGAAACCUGAUACCUCAUAACUACGUAUGUUUACCCAUCUAGUUGGCAACAGGUGUACUGUUCUUUGUGUCCUCCACACAACAUACUUUUGCUGUCAGGGAACCAUUAAUCUGAGGUAAUGGUUAUUGUGAAUCCAGAUGUGUAUUUCAAAAUAAAAUGUUUGUUUUUUUAUA
Messenger RNA from Engraulis encrasicolus (European anchovy), 2284 nucleotides. Its product is annotated as CAAX prenyl protease 2. Gene Ontology annotation, biological process: CAAX-box protein processing. The transcript is spliced from 10 exons. The record is from RefSeq and is a predicted model, not a curated record. Bases 276 to 1379 code for a protein of 367 amino acids. Lineage: Eukaryota; Metazoa; Chordata; Actinopteri; Clupeiformes; Engraulidae. Gene Ontology annotation, cellular component: endoplasmic reticulum membrane. Gene Ontology annotation, molecular function: metalloendopeptidase activity.